Messenger RNA from Plasmodium gonderi, 13875 nucleotides. RefSeq lists its product as hypothetical. Lineage: Eukaryota; Apicomplexa; Aconoidasida; Haemosporida; Plasmodiidae. Bases 1 to 13875 code for a protein of 4624 amino acids. The record is from RefSeq and is a predicted model, not a curated record. The transcript is spliced from 4 exons.
AUGGAAAAACCCAAGUGUGUUAUUUGUGGGUCUACAAAUUUUAGGAUAGAAGAAGCCCAAGUAGUAUGCAAUGAAUGUAACUAUGUUAAUGAAAUUCAACAGGAACAAUUUGAAGAUGAUUAUGGGGAACAGGCAUCAGAUGAUCAUUUAUAUAAGGAAUAUCUUGAGAAGGAUUUCUAUGACAUUUUAAAGAAAUUAUAUAGAAAUAAUAAAUUAAUUGCUAAGAUUAAAAAUUAUGUUUUUAAAGAAAAUGAUGAAUUUUUUAUGAAAUAUCAAAAAAUUUUACUAAAUUUUUUACAAAUAUUUGUCUCAGAACAUCACUUGCCACCUUUUAUAUACGACGAAAUGAAGAAAAUAUGGUUUUAUUUAUUAAAAGUAAAUAUUAUGAACUCAAAUGUUUAUGUACCAUUAGGGGAUGCAAAGGAUUCAAUAAAACACGUUUUUGAAAUUAUAAGAGCACCCAAAAUUAGAUAUAUAGUGAAAUGCAUUAUACAAAAUGAAAAAAUCAUUGGGGAAAUAAAAACGGUAAUAAAAAAAAUGGGACUUAGCACACUUUCCUACUUUUUUGUUAUUCAAAAAAAGUUUAUUAACGAAACUAGCAAGUUUAUAGAAUUUUUACCAAGAAAAAGCACAGUUCAUAGAAGAUUCGAUAUUAAACACUUAAAUUUGUACAAAAAAACGGCCUUAUUGAAUAGCGAAAAAAUGAAUCAGAAAGAUUUCUUAAAAAUUAACGAAAUAAUACAUACCAUUCAAAGGUCAAAAUUAAACGAACAAAUGAAAGAAAUCAAUCAGGAAGAGCAUCAGAUGCUUCCCAAAUCCAGUAGUAAUACCUAUCAAGAAGUAAACCCCAUGUCUAGUAACAAUUCAUAUGAAAAUUCUACAAAGAUCCAUUAUGUAAAUCCAGCAGUAGACGAAGGAAAACAUAAUCAUAGGAAGACAGAGUUUCGCGGGUCUAUUUCACAAGAAAUCAUUGACCCAUUACUCAUGCCUGACAUUUAUGGCAACAGUUAUGAAGAUUUUGAUAUUUAUGAAAAGGUUGAUCAGGAGAGAAACCGUGACAAUGGGGAAGAAUUCUUCAACGUGGGCAAUUUCGGUGACUAUGGAGACUUAGACAACCUUGGCAACUUUGAUGAUUCUCCCCAAUUAGAUCAAUUCCAAGAAUCUGAUAAACCCGACCAACCAGGUCAAUCGAAUCAACUUAACAAGGUCCCAAAUCAUCCAGGAGAUAAAAAAGGAGAAGGAGCCACAUUCACACAAGGCGCAAGGAGUUCAGGUUUAAUGGACAAGAAGGGAAAAAAAAAAAAAGAAGGCAAUGAUUUUACAGAAGAUUAUAAUUUUUCUCAUGCCGAGAGAGUGUAUCACUUCUAUUCAUCCUUUAUAAUUAAUCAGUUACUAAAAAGUAAAAAAUUACUUAAACCAGUUGAUGCUAACAUAUCCAGCAAUUAUAUGAACAGAUCUACUAACCAAACGAAAAUUAUCGAUUUGAUAUAUCAACAUGAUUUCUUAUAUUAUUUUCAUGAAGAAUUAAGAAAAAAUUGUGAUAUUGAAUUUCUGUCAUAUUAUGAUAUAUUACAAGUGUUUAAAGGCAAUUAUGAUUAUUUAAUAUGUCAGUCAUUGGGUUUGCAAACCGGUCCAUAUAUUCCAACCAUUCAAAAAAUAACAUCAUGUCAUAAAUCUUUCUCCUCCUCUUCCUCCUCCGACUCUGAGAAUAAGAAUAAAAAUUUUCUGAACAUCCCCCAUAAGGAACCGCAAAAUUUGAAUGAAAAGCUAGAGACAGAUUAUGACCCAAACAACAAGGAUCAAUUGAUUCAAAUAGGAAACAUUUCCAAUGAAAACCGUUUUAAUUUUACAAACAUUUCUCAAAUGAAAAACAAAUUAGAUGAUGAAUACGAAAGAGAAAAUGGUUAUUAUUUUGAGGAGUUCAAAAUGGAUCGUCAACCCACUGAUGGGAUACUACUCGAUUCUCCACCAGAAAAUGUAAAAGUAAAAAAUGGUUCUUCCAAAGAUGUGGAGGAAAAGUCACCUUUGGAUGAAUCCCUUCAGGAUGUAUGUAGCCUAAGAGGAGAAACAUCAGAAUUUUUUGGCUCCAAUAUAGACGAAAGUAUUCAAGGAAGUAGGAGGGAAAAAAAAGGGAAUCAAGUGGGAUACGCUAAAAUGGGAGAAGUAGAAAGAAAAGGGACAUAUGGAGAAGGAUUCGAAGAAGGAGAACAAAAUUCGCUGAUCGAAGUGUUAAACAAUAGUGAGUUCGAUAAAAGGAGAGGGGAGGGAGGAGGAGGAGCCGAAACACAGAAUCGUGAGCAUUCCACUGUAGAUGUGGAAAAAAUCUUGAAGACAUACCAAAAUUAUGUUGAAUUGAGGAAAGGAAGAAGUAAAACUGUUUUGUACAAUGAUAGUGAUCUACUUAUCAAUUCCAUAUCUGAUGACGAGAAAUGCAUUCCAAACAAACAGGAGGAUAAAAAGGAGGGUAAACAUCAAAUGGGAGGAUUCACAAAAGAGGAAAAAAGCGCUGCGUUAUCAGAUGAGAUAAUCUGGAGCGACAACAAAAUGAAUAGCGAUUUGUUGGGUCAUGAUAUCACAAAUGCAUGUUCGUCGUUAGCUAGCGAUUUAGCACUUCCACACAACUAUGUAACAUCAUCACUUAACAAGGAUAAGGAAAAUAAUUUGUCCCUUUACGAAGGAUUCCCCACAGAAGGGAAUAAACAAGUAGACGGAUUGGGAGAGAAGCUUAAAGAUCAUUUUAACACUAGGAGCCUCUCGAAUUUGAGAAGAAAGGAAAAUGAAACAAACACAGGGGUAGAAGAAGAAGAAGAAGAAGAAGGAAGAGGAAGAGAAAGAGGAAGAGAAAGAGGAAGAGGCGUGACUAGCCUGGAUGAAAUAUACAAAAAAUUGGAAUAUUUAAAUAGGAUGAAAAAGAAGAAAAAUAUAGAAAUUCAAAAAUAUUAUUAUGAUAAUGGAUUAAUGAAAAUAGAAAAAAAUUGUGCCAAAAUUGAAAUGUUCGUAAAAAAUUCUAUAUUGAAGCACAUAAAUGAGGGAAAAUGUGAUUCCCCAAAUCGUAAAGUGUUGUACAUCCCAGACAGGUAUCUAAUCGAUUCAUACAUUUUUAAUGAUUUAUAUAAGAAUGCACUAUAUAUAAGUAAUUUAAAUAGAUUUCGAACGAUAAGCAUAAAGUAUAUUUAUAACGAAUAUGUUAACUUUUUCGUAAAGGAAUAUAAAGAUUAUUUGAUAGAUGAUGAAACAUAUAAGUUUUGUUACAAUUUUUCAUUCGAUUUGUUACUUUAUGUUAUAUAUUAUUGUAUGAAGAGGUUACAUAUUCAUUGUUUGCCACACAAUAUGACGCAAUAUACAAAUUCAGACAACUUUAAUUUGUAUAGAAUUUUCAACAACGUUUCAGAAUUGUUGCAAAAAAUUUACAGACAUGAUAGUUCUUCGCUUUCAUUUCCAUUAAAGAAUCCCAUAUUUUCAGAAAUAAAAAAAUUUUUUUUUUUAAGAAAUUUAAAAAAUGGUGUCCCUUUUUUAUGUAUACACAAUUAUGAGCAUACAAGUAAACAUUUUAUACAAGAAGAUACUACUGAAGAGAAUCAGCAAUAUUUGGAAAAAAAAAAUAUGUAUAGCAUUACUUAUUUUAAAAAUUAUAAGCAUCUAAAUAUUGCGAACAAACUGUUAACCAACUUUACCAACUCCAAAUGGGUAAAAGACUUGCAACUCUUUAAUUCUAAUUUAAUAUCCGAUUUGUAUUCACAAAUCAACGAUUUGAUAUACAAAUUUCAGCUUCCAAAUAUGGUUCAAAUAUAUUCUAUGAAAUUGUUACAUAUUGUCAUAUUCAAAUAUAGGUUUUACAAAUUUCUCUUCAAUGUAUAUUCCAAUCAAUAUGACGACAUGCACGUAGAAUUGAAUAAAUUUUACAAAUUUAAACAAAUUAUAAGAGAUUUUAAAAUAUUCUACAAGAAAAGAAAUAAAUCCUCAUUUUCACAAAAUGAAAUUAAUAAAUACAUUCUAUAUUUAAUGAAAAAAGAGUAUUAUAUUAAAAAAAAAUACUUACAAAAAAAAAAAUAUAUAAUCCCUCAAAAUGGACAAAUUAACUACAAAGUGUAUAACAAAAUCAAUUAUUUUUAUCGACAAAAAUUUAUUUGCACCUUUUUUAUUACCAUGAAAGUGUCACUCACUGUAGAAAAAAAAAAAUUCUAUCAUAUCGCUGCUGCAUGUGUUUUAAUUGCAUGCAAAUUCUAUUACCCUAUGUUUUCUUCUGAUUUUUUCACAUUUCAAAAUAUGUUCAUAAAAGACAAGUUUGAAAAUUUCCACCACGCAAAUAAUUAUAAGUGCCACAUGCAAAAUGAUAUGCAUCUCUACAAUAAAUUUGACUUCCAAAGGAAAUGCAAGCAGAAACAAGCGAACAAAUCCUCCCAGGGAAAUCUUAAUGAGGAGUGGAAUAAAAACAGCAAAAGGGGCUACAAAAUGAACAAUAAUAAAGGAUCCAAUAACCAACGUGAAGAUAGAGAAAUGAUGAACAAGAUUAUACAGAAGGAAAUAAAAAGGACAUUGAAAAGGAUUAACAGAAAACAAAGGGAAAUCAAAAUGAAUAAAAAAAAUGAUACAAAGGAGGAUAACCCAAAAUGUCGACUGAAAACUAUUGGAAAAAAGAGAAAAUCAUUUGCAUUGUUGAGAGAAGAGGAUUCUACAUUGUCUGAAUCAAAAAUGAAAAGAGCAAAGUGUAGCAGUGACAAGAGUAAACAAAUUGUUGUUGAAGAACAUCUCUUUGGGAAUGGUACCGUCCAAUGGGAAGAAGUACGAGAAGUUCAUAACUUAACCAUAAAAAAACAUCUAAAUGGGACAAAUGCAGAAAUUGGGAUAGACCUCUGCAAAGUGAAUGAAACAGUGCUGACAAAUGACAACUCCUUAUUGAACGAAAGGGAAAAGAUAUAUAGCCAUUAUAAUGAAAUUUUUAGCGACACAUCAGAUGAUGUAGUGUCUGUUCAAUGCAACACUGAAGAUAAAAAAUAUAGAAAUGAAAAUGAACUCGAAAUUUUCUUGAUGAAAGAUUAUUCUACUAAUGACAAAGAAGAGUAUUUUCAUAAUUUGAUUAUUUUUGAUGAAUCCACGUUGGAUCCAAGAAUUUCCAAAAAAAAAAGGACAAAAUGGAAGGAUCCUAAUGCUACUAUUACCUCCACUUCCACCUUCACCUCUGGUAGUACCCCACAAGUGAUGAUUAAAAAGAUACAUUUCAAAUCGUCCAAGCAGAAACACAAUUAUUAUUUCGUUCCCAUACCCAACAUUUUGAAGUUCUUUUUUAAUUAUAGAAAGUACUCCGAUUUGGAUCCCCAUUUCGGUGUCAGGUUUGGAUCAGAUGAUUACAGGAGUGAAGAGGAGAAGCAUCUUGUAGAAAAGGAAGAUGAAGUAAAAUUAAUUUCACACGUGGAUUCACAAAAUAACUCUUCACACAUAGCUAAAAAUGGAAGCAUGAAAAGUGUGAAAAAUAAAAUUAUUAACAAGGAAGAAAAUGUGUGUAAUAAACACAAGCAUGUUAAUUCGAAGAAACGAAUGCCACCAUGUCUGCAAGUUUUCAAGACACAAGAAAAUUUUUCAUGUAGAAAAAAAAAUAUCUGUGUAGAAAAACAAAUAGAUAACCUUAAAUGGAUAUUUGUGAAUCAAAACCCAUAUUGUUGCACUGAUUUAUUACAUCCUCCCAGUAAGGGAAUUUCACCACUUGACAAAAAGACAAAACCACAAAAAAAUGUUCUUGCCAAUAAUUAUUUCCUAAGUAACGUCCCACAAAAUUUAAAUCAUUUCAAUUUUGAUUUUAACUCAUUAGCUUUUUAUAACACACUUCAUACAGUAAUGAGCAACAGAAGUUUUUCCUCGUUCUCUCAUCAUCCAGGUGAAAAAAAUGACACAAACUGCCCACACUUAGAUAAAGUUAUAGAAUCAUCCAUUCUUUAUAAGGUGGGAAAAAUAAAAAGAGGAAAAAACAUAUGUCUGCAUACACAUAUGCAUAAUAAAAACACGUCCUGGAAUGCCAAAUCGAUUGAGGAAUACAACCCCAAUGAUACCAUAUGUGAAAUGGAAAAAACUCGUGGUAAUGUAAAUGGCCUGGAUGACAUAGGAAGCGACGUAAUAAUAAUAACCAACAAUGAGAGAGAAAGAAAUGAAGGUCAAAAUGCUGGUCAAAAUGAAGGGGAAAAUGAACAAUCAAUAAAACAGGUCGAUCAAAUGGAGAAGGAAAAGAUCGAAUUUGUAAAUUUUAAUGAUGAGAUAAUUGAAGAAUUUACAAGAACGAACAGUAACUGGGAAAAAGAAAAGAUGCUAUGUAGAAUAUUAAAAAAUCGUUUGUACUAUGAUAAUGAAAAUAUUAUGAAUAAUAAAAAUAAUGAAUCAAUAAAAAUUAGACACAGACAUUUACUAUUUUCUAAGAGAUAUGAAACUAUUUUUUUUCGUUAUAUUAUUUAUGAAUAUUACAUUAUGUUGCAGAAUUUUUAUACCUUCCAAUCCUUAGCAGAUAUGUUAGGUGUUUUUAUUACCUCUACAUGGAAUAUUUACCAUAUUUUAUUUUUGUAUUAUCAACUAAAAUAUGUGAUUAAUGAAUUUUUAAAAUGUUUUACACAGCUUAUAAACAUGUUCGAUUAUUUUAUGGUUGUUGUGAAAGAUAAAGAGUCCAUAAAUGCAAAUCAGUUUAAUUGUUUUUUUAGAAAUAAAUAUAAAAGAAAAAAUAUAUAUGUAUCAUACUAUAUUAAAAUGUUAUAUUUCAUUUUUGAACUUAUUGCUGCUUUAUAUGGAGUAAAAUCGAAAUUUCCAAAUCAGUUACAACUUUACCCAGGCACAUUUACUAUAAAUAAUAACACAGUUAUAUAUCAUAGAAGAAAAUAUGAAAAAGCAAGGGUAAUUAAAAAAAAUGAAAGCAUGAUUCAUUUAAAUAACUUAUUCAAUUGGGGAAAUUAUGAAUAUUUGAAAUACAUGCUACAAAAUUUGUUUAAUAUUAAAAAUGUUAAAAGAAUACUGAACAAUAAGAUGAGAAAAAUACAAAAUGAACUAAACAACAUUAUAAGGGAAACUUACAUGCAUGAAGAUUACAUUCAUGCCUAUCUUUUCCCAUUCACUAAAAAAACUCUCUUUCAUAUAAUAGUAUUGAAUGCAAAAUUUUUUAUAAUCAAUUUUAAAGGGACUUUAAAAUUAUCUAGGAAAAAUUAUGCCACAUGUCUGAGCCAAUAUUACAAAAAAUUCGACAGGUUCAGUAUGUCUACAUUGAAUUCUGUAGUGACUGUUUUGUCAGUAGAACGUUCUUGGGAUAGAAAAAUGCACGGAGGGAAAAAUUCCAUAAAGGAAAAUUCCUUCAUUAAUAAGGACUCGUAUAAUAAUGGGAACUUCCAUACCUGUGUUAACAACACCUCCAUGGAUGUUCAUUUAUCAAAUGGUUGCGAAAGAAAAUGUAGGAGGGAUAUCUUCCAAACUGUUUGCACAUACCUUUCUCCAAUCUUAGAUCUGUACAAAAAAAAAAAAUCAGUACCGUACCUAUUAAGCGACAAGAAUGUAUUCUCUCCUAUGAGAAUAAAAAAAAGGAAAUUUUGUUUCUUAUAUCAUGAUAAAUCUGAUUUGAUAAACGAUUGCUUAAAUUUUGUUAUGAAGGGAAAUCAUAAUGUAUUAAAUAAUACUGAAUUAUGUAAUAUUUUAAAAUAUAAGAAGGUUAUGAAUGUACAAGGACAGGCAAUAAAUAGAUUUGCAUACUCCCAACACGAAAAUGGAUCCCAUCUUUUUCAAAAUAUCUAUUACAAUGUGGAACCAGAUAUAGGAUUAUAUCACACUGUUAAACUUUUUAAAUAUUUUAGAAAAAUGAAGAAAUUUAUAAAAAACGCAAAUGAUUUAUUCCUUAUAUAUUACGUAACUUAUUGUAUCAAUUUAAUGAAAAAAAAUAUUUUUUCAAAGAAUAGAUUAUACUUCAACAAUCCAUUAAUACAACGCCUAUUUUAUUCAUUUACAUCGAACACAUUAAAAAGGUAUAACAAAAUGUAUAAGAAUUCUAUAUAUGAUCAAAAUAAAAUUAUAAAUUAUAUGGGAUUAUUUAAGUAUAUCCUAUGUGAAAAGAACAAAUUCUUGGGAAAUGAGAGAGGCGUAUUUCUGUCUAUUAACAGAUCCAUUAGUGAGAGAGCUACCAAUUCUAACGCAAAAAAAAAAAAAAAAAAAAAAAAAAAAAAAAAAAAAAAAAUGUUCAUAGAAAAUUCGAUUCCAUUUGAUGAAACUAAAUUGAAUACCAUCUUCAGUGAUGGUUGUGGGAAAUCGAAAUCAUUAUAUCCCAUUCAGGUGAAUAUGAAAUUAGAACCCUGUCUUAACAUUAAAUGGGAACGCUUAGCGGACCUUUCAAAACUUUAUACAAAAUAUGUCAAGAGUUAUCCAUACCCCAUUUUUACCAUGAAUGAAAUUCUUUUGAAUAAAAUCAUAUUUUUCAAUUUGGGGAAUGAAACUGUUGUUACUGACACUUGGCAAAGAAUUGGAGAAGAUUUAAUGUUGAAGACGAGGAGUAAGGAACAGAACCCCAAAAUUUUCCAAAACCAAGAAAGAAGAAAAAAACACAUAGGCAUGGCAUCCAAAACUGUGAUGAAAAAAAAACACCUGCAACAAAUCGUGUACUCAGUAAUGUUGGACAAAUUUAUCAAUAACAACAAGCAACUCAUUUUGAUCAAAAACGCAAAAAAGUUUCACGCCAAGGUAGAAAAAAAAAUCGAGAGUAAAAUUAGUCUCAUCCGUAACAGCAAUCAUAAUAAUGGCAGUAGUAAUAAUAAUAGUGGCACUACUACUACUGCUGCUAAUAAUAAUAAUAAUAAUAGUGGCCCUUUUUUUCCACUGGAAUCCCUAUCAACAUCAUCAAUAUCGUGCAUAGAUAAGAAUAAAAUUAAAAAGUUCGCAAAGGAAAAGAUAACAAAAGUUGCUCCUGUUGAACUACUCCCAAAGAUAGUCAAAUAUAUAGCACCAAUUAAAUAUUACAAAAGAUAUACUGUACUAACAUCAAUGAUGCCCCAAAUGAAUUGUAAAAUAAAUAAUUUACCAUAUAAUAUUUUAUGCAACGAUGAUCCUAUAAAAUCUUUAAUUUCAUACGACAUUUCACCUCCCAUUGACAACAAGUAUGUAGCGGAGGCAGUACAUUUUAUCAACUUGAUAAAUUCAAAACUAUUCAUAAAUUUGAAAUCUCUAUUUUCUACUAUCCCUUUAAAUGGUUACUUGAUUAGCUACCUAGAGAAACGAUUUGCAACCAUGUAUUCAAAUGAGAGACACACGAAAGAGGAACUUUCUUACAUCAUUUAUGAUAUACUUCUUAAAAUGAAUACUUCCUCUGGUAAUGACUCCUCGGGGGAUGACAACAGCACAUAUGAUGUGCUUGCCAUCCCAGAAGUAAGUGACAAGGCAAAGGAUUAUUCAAACGGGACGAUUCCAAAUGAAGGGAACUGGACAGAUGAUGAAUUUUUUUACCUUUCAACAGAUGUGGAUUCUUAUAAAAGCGAUUCAGUAUAUACUUUACGUUUGAAAAAAAAACCCAAUUAUCGUAAUCUUAAAAAAAACUUGAAAAAAAGUAUAAAUGAGUUAAAUAUAGCUAUGGAAAAAAAAGAAUCAUGUGAGUUUAACAGAUGUACAUCUUUUUUAAGAAGCAGUCAAAAUAGUGUCAGUAAUAAAAUAAUUUUACAUGAAUGUUACAAAAUUUUUAAGAAUAUAUUCCUUAAACUAAGCAAUUGUUUAAACUAUUUCGAUAAGGAGGAUUUAUGUGGAACUUCAUUUGAUAGACGUUUCUUUGAAUGGCAAAACAAUCUCAGCAUGUAUGAUCCCUUUUUACUUAUUCAUAAUAGAUCCUACGAUUUCGAUGCAGCAGUCCUGGGAUAUCAUGAAAAGAUAACUGACACAUAUGUUUUACUCUGUAAUAAAAGUGAAAGAAACCAAAAAAUGCAUAAUCAGAUUAACAAGUUGGUACAUAAUAUAACAGGAAAGAGAGGAGUAGAGACCAUCACAAAACACACCAAUCAGAAUAUAGAUUGUGGUACAUAUAACAAUAAUAUGUUUCUAACCAAGGAUAUUAUUAAAAAAGGGAAAUUAAAAAUCAUCAAUCGAGAAGAUCAAGAAAGGGCAAGUGGAAGAAGAAUAAAUAAAACCGGAGAAGACCAACAACCAUCAACAUUACCCCCACGUGUUUCCACUCUAAAAUGUCAUAAUUUCCAAGGAGAAGCACACAUUUGCAUAUACAAUGACAGCACGUAUUUCAACUGUAAUGAUUCUUCCUUAUCAGCUGAGAUGAUGAAGAAUGACAAAUAUGAAGAGUCGUUGUUGAAUUAUAACCUGAACCGAAAUGUACAUUUUCAAUUUCAUUCGAAUACAAAUUGUUUUACAUUGAGAUUAAAAAAUGAUUAUAUAAAAAGAAAAAAUAAAGUUAUAAAUUUACGAAUAAAGAGAAAACAAAUAUAUAAAAUAAAUUAUAUCCAAAAUGUUGUCCGGACAAGGAGAUAUACAUAUUUUAUAUUUUCUGUUCUAGUGUACCCAAUGAGUCAUGUACCUAGGAUUAUGUAUCUUUUUUCCAUAAGAUACUUCCCUUCAUUAUUUAUUAAAACAGUAAAUUAUUUGAGUUAUCUCAAGGUAGAUAAUCAGUUGUUACAAUUUUUUGUUAGCUACGAUGUCAAUACACUUAACGAAAUUUUCAAAAAUUUUAAAAAACAAAAAAAUUCAGAAAACAUAUUCCACAUGUUAAGAUUUAAAGGGUAUUAUAUAAAUCCUUUUUCCUUACUCGGUAGUAUUUACUACUCAAAUGAUAUACAUAUUUUAUGCACAAAUUUUAAACUCUCUUGCACAAAUUAUUUUAACACUCUUCACACUGUACUAUCGGUAGAAAACAUCAAAAGGGAACCAAAAAAUUUUUACCAGGAACAGAACAAAUUGACAGAAGGGGGAGGAAAUCAAAGCCUAUUUGUAAUUUCUAAAAAAGACAUAGAUCAGUCACCACACGAGAGUGAGGAGAGAAACAGAGAACAAGGAAAAAAAGGAAACACAAAUAGUGAAAUGGCAGACAAAAGUGCAUGUAAAAAAAAAAAGAAAAAAAAGUUAAAUGAUUCGCAUAAUUCGACACAAGAUAAUUACAUGAACACGGCAAUAAAAUUCACAGAUGACACACAGAAUUAUAUUUCAGAUGAUAAAAUAAAUAAAUUUUUCCAAAAGGAAAAAAAUACACAUCUUAGUUCUAGCACGAAACGUACACGUGAAAUUCAAAAUAUCUUAUAUCUUGAAAAUGAAAUAAAAAAUGAAAGUAGUAAGAAAAACAAAAAAAUCCCAGAAACAUUUUUAACAGAUGACUACAAAGAAUACUUAUCUAAGGAAAAUAUCAACGACGAUGAUGUUAAAGGAAACGAAAGUUUCAUCCAACGUUCUAGAAAUUUUAAUUCAUUAUCCCUCAUGCCUAAUGUCCUUGCAUUAUAUCCAGAAGAAAGGGACUCAAAGAAAAGAGCAAGUUCCUCACAGUAUCGUGGAGGAAGUACAUUGAGACGUAAUGCACCAGUUCCGUCAAAGGGUUCAUUGAGUUUUCCGACUCUCCAUUCUAUUAACGACCCAAUGACAGCUAUCGAAAAAGAGGAAGACCAUUUCAAAUUAAAAUAUUACAUAUUUGGACAAAACGAAACGAAUAUAAUUUCCCCCAAUAUAAAUAAUAAGCGGUAUUCUCAGCGUGGGUUAGCAAGAUCAUUAGUAUAUUCAAAUGAAAAGGGCGCAAGAAAAAAAACCGAGGUGGAUGGUACAGACACACAAAGUAUUCCCUUGUCAAAUGACAGAGACACGAUUAAAGAUUUCAUGAGCGAACAGCAGGUUCAGCAUGAUAGUUACUCCCUGGAAAGCCAGUGUGACGUGUAUGGAAAUUAUCACAUAUCCUCGAAUGAUCAUUUGUUUAGUACAAACAACCAAAACCACAGUCUUUUCAGCACAAGUCACAACCCAAGUAUCAACCAAAUGAAUGUCCUCACCAGUUUGGGAACCUCCAAUGACAUAAAUAAGAUGAACAGGAACCAUAUUACUAACACAGGUAUAAGGCAUGGGGAAGGUCAUAAACGAAGUAAAGCAUGUAACCGAAUAUACAACAAGUGCUUAUGGAAAAAGAUGGAUAUAGGUGGUAGUGUGAAAUUUUGUUCAAAUCCGUCAGAAACGAUUAACUUGUAUAAUAUGAUUAUGAACUCUUUGGCCAACCAAAUUUUGCUGAAAAAUGAUUCGAUAACUUAUGGAAAGUACAUGAAAAAAAGCGCACUGGAAUUUAAUUACAUCGUGUAUAAAGAAUUUACUAUUCACACGAAUUAUUACUUGGAACCAUACAACACAAGUGUGCUUAAUGAAUUCGUGUCCAUUUUUUACACCAAUCAGUUUAGAGAUAAGUAUUUAAAAUGUGAAGCAUGUGAAGAUGGUGGGAACCAUGCAGGUUCAAAUGCAGAAGUGAGUACAAAUGCAAAAGAUGCAUUAAGGAUUGACCAUGGUGAUUAUGACAGUGACAUAAAUUUGGCUAUACUUAAAAAUAACAAUGAAAAUAAGCCAAAAGAAUUUAAUGAAUUUUUUUGUGUAAAUAACGAACUUCUUCCAAUCAGCGGAGAGAACACGGGCAUGUACAGAGCGAGGGGAGAAAUUGAUAGUCAAACAUGGAGCCAAAGUGGUAGCGGAAAUAUGAACCAAAUUAAUUACCACUAUGACUCAGAGAACGCAAGGCAAGUGCCAAAUAAUGGCAGACACAAUGAUGAAUACUCAGCUUUACAAACCGAAUGUGAACAAGUGAAUGAUCUGUCAAUUGUGACGGGAAAAAAUGAUGUAGAAGAAAAUAUAAGAGACACCAUGUAUCCAUUUUUUGACGAUGAAAAUAUUUUGGAAACCUUUCAAAAGGAAGAAAACCUCAUAGAUAUGGUGGAAGAGAAGCAGGAUAAUUUGAUUAACCAAGAAAAAAGUGACAGUUCGGAUUUUUAUUCAGAAUAUAAUGGCAGUGAUGAAGAAAAUGAGACAAAUUAUUGCAACCAAGAUACAUAUACAGUGUGCUCAUUUUAUCUACAUAAGCCAGUGUAUAUUUUUGAUGAACAAUAUGAGAUAAAAGAUAUGAAACGAAAAAUGCAUAAUGGUACGGAAAAGGAUAAAAAAUAUAUCUCUACGAAGAGCAUACGCAAGGGGAAGAGAGAGAUGCAUGAUAUGGAUGAAUUAUUUAUUACAUUUAACAAAAACGUAAUUAAAAAGUACUUGUCCAAAAAUAACAAAAAACUUAAAAAGGUUUACAAAAAAUUGAUAAAAAAAAUGGAAUAUGAUAAAAAUGCUAAAAAAAUAUCCUACGCACUAUAUGACAAGACAAAUAAUUUUCUUAUGCAUGAUUACAAGUGUUCAAAAUAUAAAAAUGCUUGGGGAAAUUUUACAAAAAAUUAUGUAAAAAAAAAAAAAAAUUUAAACAAUAUUUUUAACGGAGAUCAUUUACUCAUUAACACAGUGUCAAAUGAUAUUUAUUCUUAUGAUCAAGAGGUCAGAAAAAUCGUGCAAGUCUAUAAAAGAAAGAAAAUGUUCAUAAAAAGUGUAAAGCAGAAGCAUAUUUCGACUAAAUAUAAAAAUUCAUUUCCAUGGAUUGGCGAUAACAUGUUCGUCUGUCCAAACGACGUUAACAUGUACAUUAUGGCUGGAUACAGUUCCAUUUUGUUACACCAAAAUACGUCCUACUUAAAAAAUUUUAAUUACCAUUCAGCAAGUUCGUCCAUCCCUUUAUAUUAUAAAACAAUGUCACGGAAUUUAGAUCAUUUAAGUACAAUGAUGUGUUUGCUCAUAAAGGCCUUCAGUUCCUAUAUGGAAUGCCCAUCGAACGAUUUAAUUAUAACUUGCAAAGAAGUGGAAUAUAUAUUCUUUCGAUUUUGUCUAUAG